GGGAAAAGUUCGUCGUCUUGUUUGUUCUGGUUUUCUUGAGUAAUAAAUUGGAACCCACUACCGUACUAUCAGGUAAAUAGGCCUACAGAAACUGCUGGCAACAAUGUUCGUACUGUGGUUGUUUAUCAGCGCGUUUCACUGUGCAAAUGCAGACGAUGCAGGUUAUAUGGUACUGGCAUCAGAUCGUGAAAGUGCUAAAAUUUUCUACUCUUGCUUAAAAACUGAAGACCAACCACUGAACCUCAGCAAAUCAAUCGCCUUACCCGUAGGAGCAACAUUACGCGGUAUUGCAUACGACCAAGUGGGAGAUAAAGUUUAUUGGUCAGAUAAGAUUGAAAAAAAAGUAUUUCGAAUGGACAUGGAUGGAACAAAUAUUGAAGAGAUAUAUUCAACAUCAUAUGUAAAUUGUAUGGAGAUUGAUGCUUUAUACCGUCAGUUGUAUUACUUCAGUCGUAAAGGCCGUCUGAUGCGAGUUUACAACAUCAGCAACGGAGAUCAUCUCACGUUGUUCACAUUUACAUUUCCAGAUGUCUUUGAUCUACAAAUAGAUGGCAACUAUCGGUUAGUUUUCACAUAAAGGUGUUCGCCAUGGACCCAACAAUAAGGAACACAAAACCUUUCUUUCUCGAUCCUGGUUUCUGCAUUUCUUGCUUCACUCCGGCAAAAAAAAAUCUGGAUCGGCCCGGCUGGAAAUAUUAACUCUUUACAUUUCAUUUAAAACCCUAUAUGCAUAUUUAAAUUAAGUUAUUUAGGUAAUAAUUUUUGUGUAAUUUUAAUAAA
Anneissia japonica is the source of this 780-nucleotide messenger RNA. RefSeq lists its product as uncharacterized. Lineage: Eukaryota; Metazoa; Echinodermata; Crinoidea; Comatulida; Comatulidae. The coding region runs from base 104 to 577 and encodes 157 amino acids. The transcript has 4 exons. The record is from RefSeq and is a predicted model, not a curated record.